AUGAUAUCAGAAAAGAUGGAUAUGCCCAUCUCUGCGUAUGAUGAGUAUCUUGUGUCUCGACCUAUUUAUUCUGAACCAAGAUUCCAGCGGGAAAAUGAGAGAAAUGAAGUCGUACAGAAGAGUAUUCCACAGAAGCUAAAAAACAGCUGCAGCUGCACAUCUACAGAAGUUCGUGUUAGAAUCAAGAAAUUUUUUCCAGUCCUAAACUGGCUGCCGAAGUACCGAUGGAAAGAAUGGCUUGUACAUGACCUUGUCUCAGGACUUUGUACAGGACUUGUUGGCACAUUGCAAGGGCUGGCUUUCGCAUUACUUGCUGAGGUACCUGUUGGAUAUGGCCUAUACUCAUCAUUCUUUCCCAUCCUACCAUACUUCUUCUUGGGAACAUCCAAACACAUUGCAAUUGGACCAUUCCCAGUUAUAUGUCUAAUGGUGGGACAGGUUGUGCUCGCUAUGGCUCCAGAUGAAAAAUUCUUAAUCACCAACUCUACAGAACUAAAUGAAACAAUGAUAGACUUUGAAGCCCGGGAUGCUGCAAGAGUUGUGAUUUCAAGUACGCUGAGCUUCUUAAUUGGAAUCAUACAGCUUGUAUUAGGGGCUCUUCAGUUCGGAUUCGUCGUAAGAUACCUGGGAGAUCCGCUUGUUCGAGGGUUUACAACGGCUGCUGCUUUUCAAGUGUUAAUCUCACAGAUCAAACUAAUUUUCAAUAUACCAUCAACAAACUAUAGUGGAGUGCUGUCAAUAUUUUAUACAAUUAUAGACAUCUUUGCCAACAUUAGUAAAACAAACUUUGUUGAUCUGAUUGCUGGACUUCUAACUAUAGUGAUAUGUUUGGUGGUGAAAGACUUAAAUGAGCGAUUCAAACAUAUCCUCCGCAUUCCUAUUCCCAUUGAAGUAAUUGUGGCAGUAGUUGCUACAGGCAUUUCAUAUGGAGUAAAUUUUGAAGAGAAAUAUAAUGCUGCCAUUGUGAAGAAUGUUCCAAGUGGUUUCAUACCACCUGUGGCACCUGAUGUGACCCUUUUUUCCCAAAUGAUUGUUCCGGCAUUCUCCAUUGGAAUAUUGGCAUAUGCCCUAGCUGUUUCUCUGGGAAAAGUUUAUGCCAUAAAGUACAACUAUGAGAUAGAUGGAAACCAGGAGUUCAUUGCAUUUGGAAUCAGCAAUAUUUUCAGUGGUUUUUUCUCUUGCUUUUGUGCCACCACCGCCCUGUCUCGUUCUGCUGUGCAAGAAAGUACCGGUGGCAAAACUCAGAUUGCUGGUUUGAUUACUGCUGCAAUAGUCAUGAUUUCCUUGCUGUCAAUUGGCACAUACCUGGAGCCCCUACAAAAGUCCGUUUUGGCUGCAAUAGUAGUGUGCAAUCUAAAAGGGAUGUUCUGGCAAGUGGUGGAUGUUCCACGAUUAUGGAGACAAAGCAAGUGGGAUACAGCUAUUUGGCUUUUCACAUGUGCCGCAUCUCUACUAUUGGACAUCGAUUUAGGAUUAUUGGUUGGCAUUGUGUUUGGACUGUUUACUGUUCUUCUCCGUGUUCAAUAUCCAACAUACAGCUCUCUUGGAAAUGUCCCUGGUACAGAUAUUUACAGAGAUUCCAAGAAAUACAAAAAUGUAGAAGAUCCUGAGGGAAUUAAAAUUAUCCGUUUCUCCAGUGCCAUUUUCUAUGGAAAUGUGGAGAGUCUGAAAGAAGGAAUUAAAUCAAUUGUUGGGUUUGAUGCUGUCAGAGUUUUUAGCAAGAGAACAAAGGCACAACGAAAGAUAAACAAACUUCUCCAGAAGAAAUUAUUAACAAAUGAGAAUGGGAAAAGAAAAGGCUUAUCUACUGAUGAAGACUCAGAGUCAGAUGAGGACUUGGAGAAUCAGGUUGGAGCAGGACGGAAAGCCAUCAAUGCAAAUGAUAUGAAGAUGGAAGCAGCCUGGAAUGAAGAGUUUAGCGGCAGUGUGUCGGUUCCAGUGGUUACUAUUCACAGCAUUAUUUUUGAUUUUGGACAAGUAGCCUUCAUUGAUGUGGUAGCUGUGGACGUCUUAAAAGGGAUAUUUAAAGAAUUCAAAAGGAUUGAUGUGGAUGUAUACAUCGCAGGAUAUGAUGAUACCAUUUUUCUACAACUGGAAAAAUGUGAAUUCUUUCAUGAGGCUAUCACAGUGGACGUUUGUUUCCUGACAGUCCAUGAUGCUGUGCUACAUAUAGAGAAACAUAAGGCAUGCUGCAGUAACCUUGGUCUAAUGGAAGCGGAAUGUGAUGACUCCAAUGGAUGCAAUCUGUCCAAUAUGUACUCUGAUGCCAGGAGCUAGCAGGGGACUUCAGAAUCUGUCAAAGGACCAAUAUGAACUGAUCAGUCAUAUAGCAAUGCAAAUCCACAGUUGGGUAAUCUGUUGCAAUGGGCCAGAGCAGUAGCUGGAACAACAGACAUUUGGAAGCUGAAAAUUGUUUUUCUUAAAUAUCAAAAUAUAAUAACAUGUAAAAAGAAAAUCAAUGUUGGGACAUAUUACAGAGGGAGAAGACAAACAUUUUUACAGCAAUCCAUUGGCCUUAUUAGUGUUAACGUAAAAACCAACUAGUUUAUCCCGUUUGCAGCUAAAACAUCUUCCAACUUUAUUGCCAUUUAAUUUUAUAAAGCAAGGCUUCAUCACUUCCAGGUCAUACCUUUUGAAUCCUGCUUUCCUAUUACAGUGUUGGUUUUUGCCAAGCUGUAACGCUGGGCAUACACAAUACAAUUAUCUGGCAGACCAUCUUUCCAAUUUGGCUGAUUUGAAUGAAAAUCUGGUACGACAUAUGGACUGCCUUAAUGCCUCAAAAGUAUGUAAUUCAUCUUAUGCAUAUUAUCUGUCUUUUUAAACUAUGAAAAGACAUCCCCAAUCUGCUCACUACAGUUCUCUCUUAUGCAAACUCAUGUAUGUUUUUUGAUGUAAUGAUUUGCUUGUAAUUGGCAUUGCAUGUGUGGGGAAGUUGCUCAGUGAAACAUAGUUUAUUAUUGCAUGCUAUCUAGCGUUUACCUCCUUUGAUCAUUUGGCCAUUGUGGUCAGGUGUACUAUAUCUUUACAUUUAGUGAGGUGUAGUCGUGGUGUAAAGGACAGACUGUGAAUCCUGAUUAGUAAAAAAAACAAAUACCAAACACUGAGCAACAUCACCAAACAGGGAAUUUCAACUUUAAACUUGUCAUUUAUUUUGGACAUGGCUACUAAUAACAGAUGCACAAACAAAAUUCUUAAAGCUAUGUGUGCAAAAGUUAGGAGCUUAGGAGACAACAUUCCAGAGCUAAUUGCGAUAAUGACAAGGGAUAACCUGGAUAUUGUGGCAAUUACAGAGUCAUGGUGCAAUGAGAAUCACGACUUGGACAUAGCUAUAACAGGAUACAAUUUAUUUAGGAAGCAUAGAAUGGGAAGAAUAGGAGGAGGUGUAGCAAUGUAUGUGGGAAAAGAAGCAGGCAAAUUAAAGUCUCCCAUGAUUGACUUCUCCCUUUAAAGCCAUUUAGGUGAUUUCCAACAAUAGGUGUAUCUUGACAGACGGAAGGGUGCUAAAAGGUGAUCAGACGUUCAAAGGCAGAAGCUGAGCAGUAAAUAAAGGGGGAAAAAAUGUUAAGUGUAUAAAUGAAAGGAGAAAAUCAAAUGGAGGAACAAUAAGACUUAAGACAGAGAGUGAGAAUUUCGUUGAGGGAGACAAGGCUAUAGCAGAUCACCUAAAUAAUUAUUUUUGCUCAGUAUUUACUACAGAAGGAGAAGGGAAGGGGUCACAGUUAAGUUGCAAUGACAUUCAUAAAAAUAAGGUAGAUGAAAGUACAUUUACUGAGGAGAAGGUCCUAACAGAACUUUCAAAACUAAAAGUGGAUAAAUCAAUGGGUCCAGAUGGGAUACACCCAAGGAUACUAAAAGAGCUAAAAGAUGUGCCGGUGGCACCAUUAUCAGAAUUAUUUAACCAGCAUUAAAUACAGGUACCAUUCCAGAGGACUGGAAAAGAGCGAAUGUAGUUCCACUGUACAAAAGUGGAAGCAAUGAAGAAGCAAGUAACUACAGACCAGUAAGCCUUACAUCAGUAGUAGGGAAAGUAAUGGAAAAACUAUUAAAAGAAAGAAUUGUGGAAUAUCUUAAAUCAAACAACUUACAGGAUCCAAAACAGCAUAGAUUUACUGAUGGGAGAUCAUGCCAAACAAAUCUUACUGACUUUUUUGACUCUGUGAUGAAAAUAAUUGAUGAAGGGGGAGCUGUAGAUGUAGCAUAUCUGGACUUAAGUAAGUCAUUUGACACUGUCCCACAUCGAAGACUGCUAAAUAAACUUGAAAGCGUGGAGAUGGAUUAUAAAACAGUUAAAUGGAUAAGAAUCUGGUUGCAGGAUAGGAAACAGACAGUUGUAGUAAAUGGAGUGCAAUCUAUGGAGGGAAAUAUUACCAGUGGAGUACCCCAGGGAUCUGUACUUGGACUGGUUCUCUUUAAUAUCUCUGUUGGUGACAUUGCAAAUGGUAUUGAAGGGAAGGUAUGCCUUUUUGCAGAUGAUACAAAGAUAUGCAACAGGGUAGACACACCGGGAGGGGUAAAACAAAUGAUUGAUGACCUAGCAAGGCUUGAGAAAUGGUCAAGAACGUGGCAAUUACAGUUUAAUGCUAAAAAAUGCAAAAUCAUGCACUCGGGUCUCAAAAACCCAAAGGCUAAAUAUAGUAUCAAGGGUACUAUAAUGGAAACUACUGAGGAGGAGAGGGAUUUAGGAGUCACUAUUUCAAGUGACUUAAAGGCAGGAAAUCAAUGCAACAAAGCAAUGAGAAAGGCAAGUCAGAUGCUUGAUGGCAUAGGGAGGGGAAUCAGUAGCAGGAAAAAAUAAGUAAUAAUGCCACUGUAUAGGUCAUUGGUAUGGCCUCUUCUGGAAUACUGUGUCCAGUUCUGGAGACCAUAUCUCCAGAAGGAUAUAAAUACAUUAGAGAGUGUACAAAGAAGGGCAAUGGCCUACAUCACAAAACGUACUCGGAAAGGCUAAAAGAUCGUAUAGUUUGGAGGAGAGAAGGGAAAGGGGGGGACAUGAUAAAAACUUUCAAAUAUACCAAGGGUUUUAACAAAGUUCAGGAGGGAAACAUUCUUCAAAGGAAAGAAGUAUUAGAACUCGAGGACAUACACUGAAAUUGGAGGGAGGCAGGUUCAGGGCAAAUUUAAGGAAAAAUUACUUCACAGAAAGGGUAGUGGAUAAGUGGAAUAGCGUCCCAUCAGAGGUGGUAGAGACUAAGACAGUAGAGCAAUUUAAACAUGCUUGGGAUAGGCAUAUGAAUAUCCUUACAAAGAAUUAAGGUUCAAAAAGGGUUGAGAUUACCUAAAGGAUAAAAAAAAAGGGGCAGACUAGAUGGGCCAAGUGGUUCUUAUCUGCCGUCAUAUUCUAUGUUUCUAUGUUAAUGUAUGGGAGCAAAAGACAAUCGACCAUUUGCUCCAAAACACUGAAAAACAGACAAAACCAAUUUGUCUGAAUUACAGUUUUUGUCCAUUUUCCACUGUUUGGGAGCAAAUGGUCACUUGUGUUUUACUGUCAUACAUUUCCAGAUUUUCAUUCCAAUCAGCCAGAUUGAACAGAUAGUCUGCCAGAUAAUUGUAUAGUGCAUGUCCAUAUUAACUUGGAAUUUACUAUUUUCCCAGUAUUCAGAAUUUGGACUACUGAUGCACAGAGAUUAACUAAAGUAGUAGAUAAAAGGCACACAGUUUUGCCCUGUCCUUGGCAGCCAAAUAAAUGUGGUACAGUUUCUAUGGGCUGGUAUAUUUAUUUGUAAUUUGGGUUUCCAGCUUAUCCAAAGACCUUGUUUCCGCCAAAAGUUUUGUGUACUAGUAAAUGUGAAAAUCAUUGUACAUCAUACUUUGUAUACACUUAUCCUGAAGCACUGGAUAUGCCGGUCCUCACAGUAGACACCCAGAUGUUACUUAUAUUACUAUACUUUGAUAGGCAGUCAGUGCUGCCAGAGAUAGAAAACGUUGUAAUUGAGUUUUACAGCAAAUAGAGACCAUACAUUAACACAAUAGCUGUGGACACCCAAUCCACAAAUAUUUAAUACUUUGGAGUCUGAUUGUUUUUUGUUCAAAUUUUUUUUUAGAAUCUUCCUGAACCUCUCCAUCUCAAAGUCCACUGUAAAUCAGGCUGAGAUCACAUGGGCAAACGCAGGAUCU
Messenger RNA from Pseudophryne corroboree (corroboree frog), 6114 nucleotides. Its product is annotated as pendrin-like. Gene Ontology annotation, molecular function: sulfate transmembrane transporter activity; oxalate transmembrane transporter activity; bicarbonate transmembrane transporter activity. The transcript has 19 exons. Gene Ontology annotation, cellular component: plasma membrane. NCBI's taxonomy places the organism in Eukaryota, Metazoa, Chordata, Amphibia, Anura, Myobatrachidae. The record is from RefSeq and is a predicted model, not a curated record. The coding region runs from base 1 to 2277 and encodes 758 amino acids. Gene Ontology annotation, biological process: transmembrane transport.